AUGCUGGUUUUGAACUGUUCUACAAAGCUGCAGAUGCUGGAAUAUAUGCUAAUGAAGAACUUCCCUGAAUCCCUUAAGGUUUAUGGAGCUGUGCUGAAUAUAAACAGAGGAAACCCCUUCAAGAAGGAAGUGGUGGUGGAUUCAUGGCCAGAAUUCAAAGCUGUCAUAACUCGCCGGAAGAGAGAGGCUGAAAGUGAUGACCUGGAUUAUUUUACCAAUGCCUAUGCUGUUUUCUAUAAAGACCUGCAAGCAUACCAGGCAUUACUGGAGAACCCAGAAACCAUAAACUGGGAACAAGUUUUCCAAAUACAGGGGCUGCAGGAUGGAUUAUAUAAAGCUUCCAUAGCUGUUGCUGUACCCAGCCAAGUAGAUGUGAAGGAGUCUCUUUUCCAAAUGGUUAUCCAUCCAAAUCCUGAUGCUCUUCCAGAUGUUAAACUUCUGCUGGAUCCUGCACCAAACCUGGUUUCCCUUGAUGUGUCCCAUGCCAGCCUGCUGAAUGAGACAUGGUCCCGAGGAGGCAGUGAACAGUGUCGGAAAUACCUCGCCAACCUCAUUUGCUGUUUCCCUAGUGUAUGCAUUCUGGAUGAAGAUGGACAUCCCAUCUCCUGGGGUCUGACAGACCAGUUUGCUACUAUGAUUCAUGGUUAUACCUUACCUGAACACCGUAGGAAAGGAUACAACCGCCUAAUUGCAACAAUCCUAGCUAAGAAGUUACAUAAUAGGGGCUUCCCAGCUCAAGGCAAUGUUCUGGAGGACAAUAUACCAUCAAUAACUUUGCUGAAGAGCAUGAAUGCCCAGUUUUUGCACUGUCAGUUUGUUAGACUUAUCCACACACCUUUACAUUUUUUACCCACACCUCAUUUGUAGUUUAGUGAACAGUUAACGAUCAUGGUGGCAUUCUUUCUGAUGGAUAAAAAGACCUAAACUGUUGUAGAAACUUCUGGGGUGAACUCCUACACCUGUAUGCAUCCAACCUGAUAGGCACUCAACCACCACAGUUCACUAUUAGAGGGAAUUAUGAUAAUUGGUAUCUGAAUAUGCACUAUUAUUUGCUUGAAUAGUAAUGUUUGUUGGUAAUUAAGAAAUCAUGGGGUCAUAGCCAUUUCAGUUUAUUUAAUCAAAGUGAAACUGAUCUUGUGUAUACAUGGAUCCUCUCUCACAAGCAGAUAUGCAUUUUUAUGUAUUUUCUUCAUUUUUUCAUCAGCAGGCCCAAAACUAGUCAUCUAUUGUUCAUCAGAUUAUUACUACUGUUGUCAUGAUACAAUUCUUGGGCAGCAUCCAUACUAUAAUGUGAAUGAGCAGAACACUUUCACCUGCAUAUAGUGGGGAAGGGCAAUUUUCACCUAUUCCUGUCCCCUCCUCUGCAGACCUUUGUAACCAGCAGGUUCCCCAAACCUGUUUGCUGUCGCUUGUGUUUGUUAUCAUUUUGUAUUGGUCUGGUGUAAUGCUUUGUGCAGUGUGUAAUCUUAAUUUUGUUCGUCACUUUGGGAUGGCUUACAAAAGCUGGGAUAUAAAUGUAUUAAAUCAUUUUCAGGCA
Hemicordylus capensis (graceful crag lizard) is the source of this 1537-nucleotide messenger RNA. It is a transcript of the gene GLYATL3, whose product is annotated as glycine-N-acyltransferase like 3. Lineage: Eukaryota; Metazoa; Chordata; Lepidosauria; Squamata; Cordylidae. Gene Ontology annotation, molecular function: glycine N-acyltransferase activity. Bases 1 to 867 code for a protein of 288 amino acids. The record is from RefSeq and is a predicted model, not a curated record. Gene Ontology annotation, cellular component: mitochondrion. The transcript has 5 exons.